CAGUAGGUGGUGGAAAUGUACCUUCUAAGUUGCCAACUGCCAAUAGAUGAAGAAGAAGCAGAAGUGAAAAACAUUAGUGUUUUGUUUGUGCGUCACGACACUAGGGAGGAGAAAUUCAGGUUACUUCCGCAAAGCAGCCACAAAGGGAACAAACUUUGUCCCACUUCAUCGAUUGUGCAUUCAUCAUUGUAAAAGUGUAAGAAACACGUGCUAUACAAAGUUUCUCAUACUUUUAGAAUUAUGGCUGCACAAUUGCAUGAAUUGGUCACAAAUGUUCCAUCAGACAUUAAAAAUGGAUGUCACCAAGUUCAAUGCAAAUUAUCUGGACUCUAUACAGAAGGUGGUUGUUUGGAACUUGGUGAUUUUGCCAGUGUUGUAAAACGUUACUCUGGUACACUGAUUCCCCUCACAAACCCAAAGGGUUACAGUAUAAGGGUGUGUGGACAGGAUGACACAGUCUACAGUGGCAAUGACGAUCAGCUGGAAGCCUGGAAAGAUUUCUUCCUACCAGAGAGAAUGGAGAUGGUGGUGAUUGGUGCAAUUGAUGAGUUCCCAUGCGACGCAUUUGGCCUACAGUUAGUAAUCUUGCUGUGUGAAGACGGGAAUAUCUAUGCCUACGAAGAUGAAGUUCUGCACCUUGUAGCCAGAAGUAUAAAGGAGCUGUUUGAAACUGGCUUGACCUUUCCUGGAUUAGAACGCUACAAUCUAGGAGAAUGUUUCGAGGAAUACACAGAGGAAGAGUACAAUGAAAUCAUGGAAUCUGAUGAAAUGAAAGAAAUGACAGAAGCACACAACCGUUUUUGUGAACCUUUGGAGCUCCAAAUAUUGGAAUCUCUACGGAAAAUCAAACAAAAUCAAUUGAAGGAUGUGGAGGAAGGCUGUCCCAAGAAGAAUUCAGAUACAACAAAACAGUGUUACAAAUUUCAGGGUGUGGAGGAAGGCUGUCCCAAGAAGAAUUCAGACACAACAAAACAGUGUUUGGAAACUAAUUGCUACAUAAUGCAAAAUGCACCUUCAAACAAAAAAAUACUGAGUGUUCAAUAAAGAGAGCAUUUAAGACUCUUUGUCAAUAGAUUACAUGGACUGAUGAGCUUAUAAACUUUUAAUGGUCAAAAUCUAGAAAUCAAUGUGGCAAAUCGGUCAAUCUGAGGCUGCUAUAGCAAAUUUGAUUACAGCAAGGAGACAUACCGAAGACAUGUAAAAGUAAAUGAGCACUUAUAUUGCAUAAUAUUUAUGUAAGUAUCUCUGAAGAAAAUUUUAACAUAAUAAUUCGCUUUCAUCAUGUACUGAGCCUCUCCUAAACCAUCUAAAAAUUAACAAUUAAAAAGACAAAUAUUGCACUUUGCAUUUCUGUACCAAGCGGCCUUGAUAAUCUAUCAGUUGACCACUAAUAUCAUUAUAGUAUAAUGUCAUUAUAAACAGUUGGAAAUGUUUAAAUCUCUCUUCUUUAAUGUUUAAAUGUGUGUAUAUGAUUCUUUGAUAUCUGGUAGAUUCCUCAUUCCUCCUCCUCAAUAAACAGCAAAAUACAAAUCUG
This is a messenger RNA of Tachysurus fulvidraco (yellow catfish), 1534 nucleotides long. RefSeq lists its product as uncharacterized. The record is from RefSeq and is a predicted model, not a curated record. The transcript is spliced from 6 exons. The coding region runs from base 241 to 1044 and encodes 267 amino acids. NCBI's taxonomy places the organism in Eukaryota, Metazoa, Chordata, Actinopteri, Siluriformes, Bagridae.